AUGGACGACUCUUCGCUCAGAGAACUACAGGGUCUUGAUCUCGAACACCAAAGCGAAGUCAUGUCAUCUAUACCUCUCAAUCUUGCCUUCACGAGUUUUCUAAUCGAAAAUUUAUUUGCCUGGUUCUGGAUGAUUGGGAUUCAAUAUUUCCUUUUCAAAGUGUUGUAUCAACAGCAACCUCAAAAGCGAUCUCGACAUCGAAGUGAAAAAUCCCUCCGACCCUCACGCUCCUCACAUUGCGAAAAUACCACAUCAGAAAUCCAAGCACCUUCUCCCAGCGAAUCAUACCUCCUCAUUACACUCUUCUGGCUCCUUCAUUCUCUCCUCAAUACCCUUUUGAUAUCUCUCCUAAAUACUUUCGUAUCCCUCCUCUCCACCCCCGAAACCACACACACUUAUCUCGAAUGGCGUUCUACAAUCUACAACCUUCACUACUGGGCUUUUAGCACCGGCGACGAAUCUCCUAUUUACAGGUUUGCAAAGCUUCUCGUGCUGGAAGUGAUAUUUUCCUGGUUGCUUUCACAAGUAUCUCAAUGGGUGAUGGAUACGAUAAUUCCGUUUUUGGGGGAGCUCCGAGGAGAUUAUGAUGUUCGAGGAGUGUUGAGAAGCGUGGGAAGAAGGACGAGGGAGAUUUACAAGUUCAUGCUUGAUGUAGAUUGGAGUCAUGAUUUUGAGUUUUCUCACUCAUCGAAUGCUCAACUGCUAAAUGGUGGUGACGCAUCGACAUCGCCUGAUGAAAACUACAAACAACAAAAAGAACAAAUCAUCGAACUAUCGCGUCAACGAAGCGAAUGUCUGAGUACAGAGAAGGGCACUCAGGAACGAAAUAGAUGGAAGUUGAUUAUUGAUGCGUUCGGCGCUGAAUGA
Botrytis sinoallii is the source of this 867-nucleotide messenger RNA. RefSeq lists its product as uncharacterized. The record is from RefSeq and is a predicted model, not a curated record. The transcript has a single exon. Lineage: Eukaryota; Fungi; Ascomycota; Leotiomycetes; Helotiales; Sclerotiniaceae. Bases 1 to 867 code for a protein of 288 amino acids.